AUGCAUAUCAAAGUAUUUUUAUUCUUUGCUUUUAUUGUGAUCGGACUUUGUCUUUGUUUAAUGCCAAUUGGUAGCGAAGCUCGUCCAUAUAAACGAAGUAUUCAUACACGAUGUCCACCAACAUGUUCAAUGUAUUGUCCAUGUGGUCAUCUUCUUGAUAAAAAUAGUUGUCCAAUUUGUCGUUGUCGACCAUCGAAUGUUUGUACUGGACGACAUCCUAAUGCUCAUCCAAGACAACAUCAAAGUUAUACUAAAUCACGCGUUCUUUAUUAA
Rotaria sp. Silwood1 is the source of this 273-nucleotide messenger RNA. Lineage: Eukaryota; Metazoa; Rotifera; Eurotatoria; Philodinida; Philodinidae. The record is from the annotation of a GenBank genome assembly.